UUAAAAGAGGAGGAGAUCCUGGAGUUAGCACUGCUGUGUCCUCCAUAAUGCAACAUGAAAAUUUCAAGCGUAUGUUAAUGUUUGGAUUAAGAUCAUUGUCUGAUUUUUGUAAUCCUACAUCAAAAGUAUACAAAGAAAAUGCAUCAGACGCUUUAGAUAGAGGUGUUGUAGUAUCUAUAAAAAAUGCAGUUAUUAAUUAUAAGGAUGAUGAUGACAUUUUGUUUUGUUCGAGUAGAGUAUUACUAGCUAUGUCUGAUUAUUGUAUGAGUGAAAAAGAUACCGAAGCACUACAAAAAUUGAUUGCAGAUGGUGGUGUAGAUGGUAUAGUAGAGAUAGUUAAAAGUCUUCCUUCAGAUCAAGAUACAUUAAAAAAUUGUAUGGCUUUUAUUAAAAAUAUGAAUGAUUCGAAUUAUCAAAUUGAAGGAAGAGAAGUAGGUAUUGCUUUAUUAAACGUUUUUACAUCAAAAACAUAUACCAAUAAGUUGACUAAUGGAAUAAUAUUAGCUUUGUGUAUUAUAUCAAAAUCUACCUCUGGAUCCAAAGGCUUAAAUGAUGAAGGUGCACAUCAUAAAUUAUUGGAUCAUUGUUUAAAUAUUAAUUCUUUAAAUGAUGAUACUGCUGUAAUUGUUGAAUCUGUUUUUGAUAUAAUUAAAAAUAUGUCUUCAAAUGGAUAUGUAGAUCCAACUAUUAUCGAAAAGUCGGUUAUAAUUUUAGAUAAAUUUAAAUCAUAUCCAAGAGUAAUUUCAAAAGGAAGUGAUGCUAUGAAAUGUGCUGUAGGACCAGAAGAAUUAACAAAAUGUUUAGAUGUUUUAAAAAAAUCAGCACAAGGUUCAAAAGAGCAAGAUGCUGCAUUAGAAUUAUUAAGUUCACUUUCUUAUAUUUCAUCAAUAACAGAUAAGGUGGUUGAAUCUGGAGGAAUACCUGUUCUUAUAGAAUUAAUUAAUAGUGGUUUACAACAAUAUGAAAGUAAUCCUGAAAAAAUUUCUCGACUAGUUGCAGGUGCAUCUAGAAUGUUAGGAAGAAUAUCAAAUAAUCCCCCACAUGCAGCUAUUGUAGUUGAAUAUGGAGGUAUUGCAACCCUUUGUACUGCUAUAUCUUAUUUUCCUAAUGACGUUGAAUGUUCUAAAGCAAUUUGUAAUGCUUUGACACCAUUUGUAUCUAGAUCAAAUUAUGUUUCUGAAAUAAAUAAUUAUUCUUUGUUUGCAUCUUUACUACCUAUUUUAUAUGGAUCUUUAGAAUCAGUAGAAUUAGCAAAAGCUAGUAUGGAAUGUAUUGCUUCUGCUUCCAUGAUUAAUGAAUUCCAUGAACAAAUGGUAAAUAACCAAGCAAUUGAAAUUUUAUCAACAUGCGUUCAGUAUCAUUUAACUGAAAUGGAUUAUCUUUUAAAUUGUUUCACAGCCUACUUUAGAUUAUCAGAUUAUAUAACAACUGUGGAACCUAUAAAUCAAUAUGGGGGU
Plasmodium gaboni is the source of this 1457-nucleotide messenger RNA. RefSeq lists its product as hypothetical. The record is from RefSeq and is a predicted model, not a curated record. The annotation marks the transcript as partial. The transcript has a single exon. Gene Ontology annotation, molecular function: protein binding. NCBI's taxonomy places the organism in Eukaryota, Apicomplexa, Aconoidasida, Haemosporida, Plasmodiidae.